CUAACUAGAGAGGUGCAAGACAUAGCAUCUUUGGAGGAGAAAUUAGGUCGGCAAUUGUCAAAGCAAGAAAGAAGUAGAAUAGGUGUAAGCAAACUUAGGCUUUUUCUAGAAGAAUUGUUACAGAAAAGGUAUAUGGAUAGCAUUCCUUUGGUCAUUCCUCUUCUUGAGAAGGAGUACCACAGCACAACAAGAAAGCUAACUGAAAUAAAUAAGGAACUCAGCACUUUGGAUGAAGUGAAAUUGAGGGAAAGAGGAAGAGCUUUUCACGAUUUAUUUCUGACCAAGUUGUCCUUGCUUCUGAAAGGGACAGUUGUUGCGCCGCCAGAUAAAUUUGGUGAAACACUAGUAGAUGAGAGAGGUAAUGGAGGAGCAUUUGUGGGUGCCGAUGGUCUUCAAUUGCCACACAAGAUAAUACCUAACUCUGGAAUGCGUCUUUAUGGAGGUGCACAAUACCAUCGUGCAAUGGCUGAAUUCCGAUUCAUUGUGGGAGGGAUAAAAUGCCCACCAAUUACAAGGGAAGAAAUUGUCAAUGCUUGUGGUGUUGAAGAUAUUCACGAUGGGACAAAUUACUCAAGGACAGCUUGUGUUAUAGCAGUUUCAAAGGCUCACGACACUUUUGAACCUUUCCUCCAUCAGUUGGGUUGUAGGCUCUUGUACAUUUUGAAGAGAUUACUUCCUAUCUCUAUAUAUCUUAUGCAGAAAGAUGGAGAAUUUUUAAGUGGACACAAGGUAUUUCUCAGGCGCGUUGCUUCGGCUUUCAACAACUUUGCUGAAUCUACUGAACGAGCUUGCCGUGAGAAAUGUUUGGAGGAUUUAGUGAGUACAACCCGUUACGUAUCCUGGUCCCUCCACAAUAAGAAUCGGGCUGGGGUUCGUCACUUUUUAGACUCAUUUGGUGGAACCGAGUCAUCCAGUGUAGCAGCCAAUUCCAUACCUCCUGGAAAUUCCCAAGAGUCAUCGCCUGUGUCCGUUGCUGCAGAGAAGCACGGCACCAAGCCAAGAGCAGAUACAAAGCUCAGUCAUAUACAUUCGAGCAUUGAUUCAUACUCUUCCUCUCAGACAGCCGAAACAAAACUCGCCGACCUUCUAGAUAGCACACUUUGGAACCGGAGGCUUGGUUCUUUCAUCAGAAAGGAUUGUUUAUGCAUUGUUCAACUGCUUUCUUCUAAUGCCAGUAGUGGACAAAUUACCUGCACGUCUCCGGGAGGACCUGGAUUCAACAUUUUCCGAUGA
Messenger RNA from Hibiscus syriacus, 1233 nucleotides. RefSeq names its product dynamin-like protein ARC5. Bases 133 to 1233 code for a protein of 366 amino acids. The record is from RefSeq and is a predicted model, not a curated record. Lineage: Eukaryota; Viridiplantae; Streptophyta; Magnoliopsida; Malvales; Malvaceae. The transcript is spliced from 11 exons.